This is a messenger RNA of Conger conger (European conger), 515 nucleotides long. Its product is annotated as B-type lectin plumieribetin-like. The record is from RefSeq and is a predicted model, not a curated record. NCBI's taxonomy places the organism in Eukaryota, Metazoa, Chordata, Actinopteri, Anguilliformes, Congridae. Bases 67 to 417 code for a protein of 116 amino acids. The transcript has 3 exons.
UCUGGCAUUGCACAUUCCUCUUCUAACUUCAUUCAUUUGACCAGUUGCACCAUCCGAAGUCUAACAAUGAGCCGAAACUACCUGUCCAAGAACGAUGAACUCCGCAGGGGAGAUUAUAUAAUUUCUAAUAACCGAGAGUUCAAAGCAGUGUUCCAGGACGACGGCAACUUUGUCAUCUACGGAUGGAAGCCCAUUUGGUCCUCUGAUACGGCAUCUUCAGAGCCCCACCGUUUAUGUAUGCAGGCCGACUGCAACUUCGUCAUGUACAAGAAGAACGAUGACCCCAUGUGGCACACCAACACCAGCAAAUCCAAAUGUAACAUGUGCCGUGUCCACCUAAAGGACAACGGGUUCCUGGUGUUGGAAAGGGAAGGUGAGGAGAUCUGGACCUCUGAAAAAUCCAAUGGCAUGAAGUGAAGUGAUAAGCAUCACACAUCAGUGACUAAAAGUGGUGUGUAUUGCUUUGUACACAUUUUCCCUGUAUGUUUCCAAUAAAAGAUUGGUCAAAAAUCUAA